Messenger RNA from Scomber scombrus (Atlantic mackerel), 2230 nucleotides. It is a transcript of the gene tdg.1, whose product is annotated as thymine DNA glycosylase, tandem duplicate 1. Gene Ontology annotation, biological process: base-excision repair, AP site formation. The record is from RefSeq and is a predicted model, not a curated record. Gene Ontology annotation, cellular component: nucleus. NCBI's taxonomy places the organism in Eukaryota, Metazoa, Chordata, Actinopteri, Scombriformes, Scombridae. The transcript is spliced from 11 exons. Gene Ontology annotation, molecular function: mismatch base pair DNA N-glycosylase activity. The coding region runs from base 135 to 1493 and encodes 452 amino acids.
GUUGCCUCUCUUACAUCUCUAAUGUUGUGAAUAGAAGAGCGGGAUAGAUGGAAAAAUAACACAUUUCUUCACGGAAAAAUUCAAUUUCACACCAUUACCCACGACAGUCAAACCAACCCCCCCCCUUCAAAAAGAUGGAAGACAAGCUGAAUGGAUCACUGCCUGUUGUCUCCCCGGAGUAUCUUCAUCAGUGGGUCCAGUCGGCCCAGCAGUUUCACGCUCUCCAGGCUCAACAUUCAAACUACAACCCCAACCAUCAGUAUCAGUACUCUGAGCAUCAGGGGGGAGAGUCGGCCAUGGCACACAUGGAUCAUCUGGAGCCCAUGAUGGACCAUAUGGAACCUGCAAACCUAACAAAACCCGCAGCCAAAAAGAGAGGCAGAGCAGCUCAACCCAAGGAACCCAAACCACCCAAACCACCAAAAGUCCCUAAAGCACCAAAACCACCUAAAGACCCAAAUGCACCUAAAGCCAAACCAGGUCCUAAGCCCAAGAAGGGCGCAGAGGCUCAGGGAGACGGCAAGCAGGAGAAGAUCGACGAGACCUUCAAGAAGGUGAAGAGGAAAGUGGAUCGCUUCAAGGGAAUGUCGGAGGAGGAAGUCAUGACGAGAACUCUCCCAGACCUGCUGGAAUACAAUCUAGACUAUGUCAUUAUCGGUAUCAAUCCAGGCUUGAUGGCAGCUUACAUUGGACGAUGGUUUCCAGGUCCUGGAAAUCACUUUUGGAAGUGCCUGUUUCUGUCUGGUUUUACUGAAGAGCAGCUCAACCACAUGUCUGACACUACUCUGCCUGUUAAGUACAAAAUGGGCUUCACCAACAUGGUGGCCCGGGCGACACCGGGGAGCAAAGACCUUUCGAGUAAAGAGUUGCGUGAAGGAGGACUAAUUCUUGUAGAGAAGCUGAAGAAAUACAAACCUCUUAUUGCUGUUUUCAAUGGAAAAUGCAUAUACGAAAUGUUCUGCAGAGAGCUGUUUGGUAAAAAACCAAAGAAGCUUGAUUUUGGUUUGCAGCCGCACAAGGUCGAAAACUGUGACGUGGCUUUGUAUCUGAUGCCUUCAUCCAGCGCUCGUUGCGCUCAGUUCCCUCGUGCUCAGGACAAAGUUCACUUCUACAUCAAACUGAGGGAGCUCAGAGAUCAAUUGCGAGGCGUUCAAAAACCCACUGAAAUCGAGGAGGUUGACUACAAAUUUAACCUGCAGUUGGCCAAGGAGGACGCCAAGAGGAUGGCGAUUAAGGAGGAGCAGUACGAUCCUGGUUAUGAAGACGCUUACGGUGGAGCGUAUGCAGAAAGAGGACCUGAAGGGGCCCCAACUGAAGGCCAAACCAACGGCCACUGUACAUUUUCAUCUGGUGAAAACACAGAAGCAGAAGCACAGCAGGCGUCCACGUCGCUGUUAGCAGAGGUUCAGCUCCCAGACGGACAGUGGAUGACUCAGUCUUUCGCAGACCAGAUACCAGACAUCAGCGGUGGACCAAAGGACGCCAGUAUAUGAGGAAACUUCAGCGUCCCUGCCUGCAUGACUGGUUCAGUGCGGACCUGCACAGACUUCAUCCAACUCUGUUCUCCACCUCUUCUGUCGGGCUUUAGAUGAUUUUUUCCUUUUUAGUAGUGUCGGAGUGGAAUAUACACACAUAGAUGGACUUUUCUAGCAAUUUCUGCAGAAUGUAAUCUCUGCAGUUUAUUUUAUUUGUGAUCUUGUAUACAUGUAUGAUUAUCUUCACGGCAGUCUUUUUAAAUAUGUGAAAUCAGGGACUUAACAAUGAUACUUCACUGUCCUUGGAGAAAGUUGUAUUUUAAACGUUUGUUUUGCCUUUGUACUGUAUAAUACUGCACAGUGAUGCAGUAAGAGUAACACAUUCAUGUCUACUGCUCUGACAGUAGAUACAACUCCAGAUGAUUAUUUUAAAAGCUUGAUUGCUCAGUCUGAGCCUACGUCAUCCUCAAUGUUAGGAUUUUUUAGCUAGCAUUAAUGUUACAUUCAUGGUGCUAUGAAGUGACCACGAUGCAAAGUGAUCACUCGAUGAAAACACACUCAUGUUGGGUGUUCAGAGAGGAGGAAUCUCUGACAAGCCUUUCAAUAUCCUGUUACAAAAAUCAAAUGGGUUUUAUUUUAAUCUUAUUUUUUUGCGUUAGGGAUUUUAGAAUUACGUUUUUCAAUGUUUAUGAAAAUGUCAUUCACAAGGAAUUUUAUGAAACAUUUGUCCAUUAAAAUGUCCUGAUGAUGCUUUU